CAGGACUCAAUUGCUCAGGCAAAUGAAGCUGCCAACGAGACAGUGUCCGGUAUUCGCGUUGUACGUAGUUUUAAAGCAGAAAAACACGAGGCCGGUCGCUAUGACAACUGCCUGAUGGACACACACAAGCUCAAGACCAAACGGGACACAGUCCGAGCUGUUUACCUGCUCACACGGCGGUUGACAGGGUUGGGCAUGCAGGUCUUCAUGUUGUACUACGGCAGGCUGUUUAUCAAGAGAGGACAGAUGACCACUGGAAACCUGGUUUCCUUCAUCCUCUACCAGUCAGACCUUGGAGACAACAUCAGGACUCUUACCUACAUCUUCGGUGACAUGCUGAACUCAGUGGGGGCUGCAGGGAAAGUAUUUGAAUACCUGGACAGGAAACCACAGGUCAGCACAGAGGGAACACUGAAACCUGACCAGCUGAGAGGACACGUCAGCUUCCACUGUCUCAACUUCUCCUAUCCGGCUUCCCCCAACAAAAAAGUUCUGCAGGACUUCUCUUUGGAGCUGAAGGCAGGUCAGAUGACAGCACUGGCGGGUCAAUCUGGACAGGGAAAAAGCACCUGUGUGAGUCUGCUGGAGCGGUUCUAUGACCCACAGGAUGGAGAAAUCCUAUUGGACAAUGAACCUCUGAAAUCAUAUGAUCACCGCUUCCUCCAUAAGAAGAUUGCUGUGGUGAGCCAGGAGCCUGUGCUCUUCUCUGGCUCCAUCAGAGACAACAUCGCCUACGGGCUUGCAGACUGCUCAUUGGAGGAGAUCCAGGAAGCAGCUCGCAAAGCCAACGCCCAUGACUUCAUAAAACUGUUGGAGAAAGGCUACGACGCAGAGGUGGGUGAGGGUGGCGGCCAGUUAUCCAAGAGCCAGAAGCAGCAGAUUGCCAUCGCUCGAGCUUUGGUCAGGCAGCCACAGGUCCUCAUUCUGGAUGAAAUAACCAGCUCACUGGACGCGCAGAGUGAAAAUAAGGUUCAGCAGGCCUUGGCUAACUGUCCCAACCUGACCCUGCUGGUGAUCGCUCACAGGCUGAACACCAUUGAGAAGGCAGAUCAGAUCAUUUGGAUUGGUGAGGGCAGAGUUCAGGAGCGAGGGACUCACCAGGAGCUGAUGGACAAGAAGGGGAGCUACUACAAACAGAGAGAGAAGCUCUUCACUGAGGGAAACUCUGCACAAUGACACCUGAGGCUGUAGCUCCAUGUACACUGUGUUAGUCUGCAGCUAACCUGAUCAAAUAAUGUGAUAGAACAAGUUGCAGCUCAUGUAAAUAUUUUGAUAUUAAACUUAAACAAUGUGGACUUGUGUAUAUAUAUAAUUUUUCUUGUAUGUCUAGAAUUCAAAACACGCAGCCCUUUAAAUCUCCUCUUUAUGUAUAUAACUGCUUAUUUAUUUUGUUUGCUGUUAGAAUGUUUAUUACCUUACUUUAUUAAUUAAUAAUUAAUAAUUUUGGCUUGACAUAUCUAUCAACUGCCUCCUUUUUCAUUUCAUGUCCUGUAUUUGGUUUAGGGAUUAUUAAAGUUUGGCACAGUUCUGGACAUAUGACGUCCAUAAACCUUCAUUUGCAAUCAGAGUGGCCAAAGGUUGUUUUAUCAGUAUGUCCCAAAUAAAACAUGUAUGUGUCUUAA
Molecule: messenger RNA, 1622 nt
Organism: Labrus bergylta (ballan wrasse)
Lineage: Eukaryota; Metazoa; Chordata; Actinopteri; Labriformes; Labridae
Source: RefSeq, a predicted model, not a curated record